This is a messenger RNA of Xyrauchen texanus (razorback sucker), 3591 nucleotides long. RefSeq names its product villin-1-like. Gene Ontology annotation, molecular function: actin filament binding; phosphatidylinositol-4,5-bisphosphate binding. The transcript is spliced from 20 exons. Gene Ontology annotation, cellular component: actin cytoskeleton; cytoplasm. NCBI's taxonomy places the organism in Eukaryota, Metazoa, Chordata, Actinopteri, Cypriniformes, Catostomidae. The record is from RefSeq and is a predicted model, not a curated record. The coding region runs from base 140 to 2665 and encodes 841 amino acids. Gene Ontology annotation, biological process: actin filament severing; actin polymerization or depolymerization; barbed-end actin filament capping.
UGUAUUAACACACAGGAGGAGAGGAAGCCACAAAUAGAGAUUCAUCAUAACUCGUUAUUACAUUAUUACAGUGAACAUACAGCUGCCUGAGGCAUCAAGAUAGUUUCAACAUUAAGAUUUCUUCUCAGAGUCUAGCAGAAUGACUGCAAAUCCAGAUGUCUUUAAAACAAUUCAGCGAAAGCCUGGCCUGCAGAUAUGGACCAUCAAUAAAAUGCAAAUGGCCCCUAUCCCAGAGCAAGCAUUUGGGAAUUUCUUUGAGGGUGACUGCUACAUCAUUCUUUAUGUGAGCAGCAGUGCCACAAAAUCCACAGACAUCCACUACUGGAUAGGCAACAGUUCCUCUCAGGAUGAGCAAGGAGCAGCUGCCAUCUAUGUGACUCAGCUGGAUGAAUAUCUAGGUGGCAGUCCAGUUCAGUACCGUGAGGUCCAGGGAAGCGAAUCACCUAAAUUCAAAAGCUACUUCAAGAAUGGCAUCAUUUUUAAAAAAGGUGGUGUGGGAUCAGGAUUUACGCAUGUGGACACCAACAUCUAUAACAUUCUGCGCCUGCUCCACGUUAAAGGGACAAAACAUGUGACCGCCAGUGAGGUGGAGGUGUCCUGGAGCAGUUUUAAUCUGGGGGACAUAUUCUUGCUGGACAUGGGAAAAGCAAUAAUACAAUGGAAUGGUCCUCAAAGCAACAGACAAGAAAAAAUGAAGGCUGUUCUGUUGGCUCAGGAUAUCAGGGACAGAGAGCGUGGUGGCCGAGCUCAGAUUGGUGUGAUUGAGGGAGGGCAGGAGGAAGCCUCUCCUGAGCUAAUGAACGUUAUGGUAUCUGUUUUGGGUCAGAGGAGUGGCCACCUGAAAGAGGCAAUCCCUGACAGCAAACCAGACCAGAACCAGACCUCUAACGUCAAGUUGUACCAUGUGUCUGAUGCCACUGGUCAGCUGGUAGUGCAGGAAGUGGCUGCCAGUCCACUGACGCAGGAUUUGCUGCAAUCCUCGGACUGCUUUAUUUUAGAUCAGGGUGGCAGUUCAUUGAUGGUCUGGAAGGGUAAAGAAGCAUCAAAUGAAGAAAGACGGUCAGCUCUUAGUCGGGCAGUUGGCUUUAUAAAAGCAAAGAACUACCCGCCCAACACUAAGGUGGAGGUUAUGAGUGAGGGAGGGGAGUCGGCCAUGUUUAAACAUCUCUUCAAGUCCUGGAAAGAAGCUGGUCAAGCUCAAGGCUUUGGAAAGACCCACACAGUGGGCAAGAUAGCUAAAGUGGAUCAAGUGAAGUUUGAUGUCAUGGAGCUUCACGCUCAGCCUAAGCUGGCUGCUCAGGAGCGAAUGGUGGACGAUGGCUCAGGGGAAGUUCAGAUUUGGCGGAUUGAGAAUCUUGAACUGAAUGAGGUGAACCCAAAAACAUAUGGACAUUUCUAUGGAGGAGACUGUUACCUAGUGCUGUACACCUACACCAGAGCCAACAAACCUCAGUACAUCCUGUACAUGUGGCAGGGUCGUCAUGCCACACAGGAUGAGGUGACGGCAUGCGCAUAUCAGGCGGUGAAUUUGGAUAACAAAUACAAUGGAGCCCCCACACAGGUCAGAGUGGUCAUGGGAAAGGAGCCCAGACACUUCCUGGCCAUGUUUAAGGGCAGACUCAUUAUCUAUGAGGGUGGCACAGGGAGACCAGGUGUGGUUAACCCUAACACUGGUGCCAGACUCUUCCAGGUCAGAGGGGCAAAUGAGAUGAACACCAAGGCAACAGAGGUGCCUGCCCGAGCCUCCUCUUUAAACACCAAUGAUGUCUUUCUGCUCAAUACUGAUCAGAAUUUCUACCUGUGGUAUGGCAAGGGUUGCAAUGGAGAUGAGAGGGAGAUGGGCAAAGCCGUAGCCGAUUUGCUCUCUGAACAGGACAAGCAGAUUGUGAUGGAAGGGCAGGAACCUGCUCACUUCUGGGUGGCUUUAGGAGGGAAAGCUCCAUACGCCAGUGACAAGAGACUGGAGAAAGACGACCCACUUCAUGUUCCCCGUCUGUUUGAAUGCUCCAAUCAGACGGGCCGUUUCCUCAUGACAGAAGUGGCUGAAUUCACACAGGACGAUCUGGAUGAGGAUGACGUCAUGUUGCUAGACACCUGGGGGGAGAUUUUCCUAUGGAUUGGCAACACAGCCAACCAGUACGAGACUCAGGAGGCAAACAGCUGUGUAGUGGACUAUCUUAAAACCCACCCAGCAGGACGGGACCUUGGGACACCGAUCAUCUCUGUUAAACAGGGCUAUGAGCCACCCACAUUCACUGGCUGGUUCAAUGCUUGGGAUCCUCAUAAGUGGAGUGGAGGCCUUUCAUAUGAGGAGAUGAAAAGCAGCAUGGGUGAUGUUUCACAAAUCACAUUGAAUCUUAACAUCACAGACCUGAAUAAGAAGACAGGAGGAGGAAUGGGGAGCUACAGUGCUCCUGGAGGCCCAGGAAAUAUGAAGUCCCAAAAUCAGCAGACACCCUCCUCCAGCGCACAUAUAAACCACCCGAGUUCUGAGCAGCCAAAUAAAACACCUAGUCAGUUGCCUUCCGGAGAGGAUCCCAACAAACGAGAGGAUGUUUUGAAUGACAUUGAAUUUGAGAAUCUCCUCGGCUGCACCCGGACCGAUUUCCUGCGACUUCCUAAGUGGCGUCAGAGCGACCUAAAAAAGAAGGCAGGGCUAUUUUGAGAACAGUUUGGUCACACUUUAUAUUAGGUGGCCUUAACUAUUAUGUACUAACAUUCAACACAUACAAGACUAUGCAUUUACUGUGUAACUACAUGUUGAUCCGCAGAAUUCCCACAUUUGCUGCUACUGAGGUUGCGGUACGGGUAGGUUUAGGAGUAAGGAUAGGGUUAGGGUUAGGAUUAGGGGUUAAAAUUAGGUUUUGGGGUAAGGGUUGGCUUAGGGGUGAAGUUAACAGUGUAACUACAAAAUCUAAUUAAAUGCAAGUACUUUAAAUGUAAUUACGAUGCGACAACAUGUAUGUACAUAAUAAGUACAUGUAUCAAAUGGUUAAGUACAUAGUAGUUCAGUCCACCUAAUAUAUAAUGGUCCAGUGGUUUUACUACACUGAUCUUCAAACCUGAUUAUUGUACUCUACGGGUUGUGUGGGCCUAAUGUAUACCCAAAUAGAAAUGCUUUGUAAAUAUCUUCUUAUUACAAGAUAUACAGUGGGGAGAAAAAGUUUGAGACCACUCGUGAAAAUUCCUCUUUUCAAUUUUUAUAAUUUAAUCAUUUUCUUUCAACUUUUAUUACCAGCAUAACCAUUUGUGUGAAAUGUUGCAUUGAAAAAUUAACAUGAAUUACAGAAUUUCUUAGUAUUUUAGUAUGUCCCCCUUUUUGCUUUUAUGACACAUGCGCUUAAGCUGGCAUGAACUUCAUGAAAAGAGUAUCUUGCAUCAAUGAAGAUUAGAAAAUCUGACAUAAAGAAGCUAACAUCACAUAUUUGCUUAUUGGAUCAGUGACCUGGAAAUCGUGCAGAAUCUUAAAUAUUCCUAAUGAAAUAUUCCUAUUAAGUAUGUUUUCUAUUAAAAUAGAAUCCAUAAUUUUCCUUUGCUUUAAAAUUUAAAAACCCUUUCUGUCACCCAGCCCCCCCCCAAACAUAUCAUACU